UCCAGAUCUCUCUUCUUCUACUUACUCAUCAUCACAACUUCUCAGAGAAAGAUCUCAGAAAAAAACUUGAAAAUGAAGCUCGAAUUCAUUAUUGUUGCUAUGAUGCUAAGUCUCGUACUCGUCUCCGGUGAGAUUUUAACUAAAUCCUCACCGGCUCCGUCACCGGAUCUAGCAGAUUCGCCUUUAAUCCACGCAUCACCACCAUCGAAACUCGGAUCUCAUAAUUCUCCAGCGGAAUCUCCAAUUGAAUACUCUUCUCCUCCAGAGCCUGAAACAGAACACUCUCCAUCUCCUUCUCCGGCGAAUUCUCCAUCGGUUUCUCCACCAUUACCGAAUGAUUCUCAAUCUCCUUCUUCGUCUGCUUCUCCGUCUCCGUCACCGGAAGCUAGCGAUGUGAAUCACAGUGAUAUUACUGGGAUCGAAGGGGAGAAGUUGCCGUCGGGAAGCGGUGGAGGAAUGAGCGGCGGGAAGAAAGUUGGAGUUGCUUUUGGAGCGAUUGCGGCGGUUUGUGUGGUUGGAGUCGCCGGAUUUGUGUACAAGAAACGGCAAGAGAAUAUUCGCAGGUCUCGUUACGGUUACGCCGCCAGAGAGAUUCUGUAAUUAGAGAGAGAGAGAGAGAUCCAGCGAGGAUAGAUUGAUUUAAUUUUGAAUUUUUUGUUACUCUAAAAUUCGAAAACAUUUAUUGAUAAUUAUUAUUUCUUUUGUAUCGUGUAAUCAAUAUUUGGAAUUUUUCUUCAGAUGUUUAAUAAUCAUGCUAAUAUAAUUAAGUUAAUGAUA
Arabidopsis thaliana (thale cress) is the source of this 777-nucleotide messenger RNA. Its product is annotated as hydroxyproline-rich glycoprotein family protein. Lineage: Eukaryota; Viridiplantae; Streptophyta; Magnoliopsida; Brassicales; Brassicaceae. Bases 73 to 600 code for a protein of 175 amino acids. The transcript has a single exon. The record is from RefSeq and is marked reviewed.